UUUUGACAAAUCGUUAGCCGAAACCGUAAGUCCAUUUUUUGUAUUUGCGAGAAAAUCAAGUUUUUAAAUUUAAUUUGUAAAGACUUUCUGCCAGAAUGUCCGAAUGAUUUUUUAGAUAUUAUUAAAAGUUGUAUCAUUCUUGAGACUAGAGUUUUUGGACACAUACCCCAUAAAUUGUUAAUGGUUUAUUGAUAUUGAACAGAAAAAACACAAAAUGUGGACAUACGGCCUCUUCGUUCUCGGCUCACGAAAUCACAAAGAUUUAUGAAUUAUUUUAAAGGUAAUCCGUAUGAAUUAUGAGCACAGACAAAACUAUAAACCAUAAUAGUGCUUUAAGUCUUUUAUUAUCUGCAGAAAAAAUGGAGAUGCGUAAAUGGAAAGUCUUAGUUGUUUUUAGUUUCCUUGUGAUUUUUUACAUUUACUUUUUAACUAAUUUGUAUUCAAGAAUAAGUCACGAAAAAAAAAUUGAUGUUUUUAACAGCUCAUUUAAUACAGAAAAGUCGAUACAGAUACGAUUGAAAAGAUUUACUAACAAAAUACGCCAAGCAAAAAAAGUGACAAAAGCUUCUGAACCAAUAUACGCAAAAGACAGAAGAUAUAGAAAAGCAAAAAUAAAUAUCAAGCCCAAGAAACAAAAAGGAAUCUUCUCUUAUCAAACUCGUCGUUUUUUGAUAUUGACAUACACUUCUUGGUUUGGCGGCGCGUGGCCAAUCUAUUCUUCAUCUAAAUGCAGCUUCAAUACAUCUAUGUUUCAAAUGACGCAAAAUAAAGAACUGUUAAAUAUCAGCCAAGUUGUGAUGUUUCACUCGCGUGACAUGCCAUCAAUACAAGAGUUGGAAAAACUAAACAGUUUUCGUGGAAAAGAGCAGCUAUGGAUUUAUUUUACAAUGGAGUCUAUUUACAAUAAUCCUAGUGUAUACAAUAUAGACCAAUACUUUAAUGCAACUGCAACAUAUGGAACAGACACCGAUAUUCCAAUGCCUUACAGGUAUCAUAGCAGGAAGCAUCAUGUAAAUGACAGUAUUAGCAAAAAUUAUUUUUUAAAUAAAAAAAAUAUGGUAGUCUGGCUAGUUAGCAAUUGCCAUUGUUAUGCUAGAAACGAACUUGCAUUAAAACUAAUGUCUUACGGUGUUGAUAUAAAAAUUAUUGGUAAGUGUUCGGGUUUUUUUUCAAGAAAACUGUCUUCAAUGUGCAAAAAUAAACUGUGCUUUAAACCCGUUUUUCAACAAUAUUUUAAACAGUACCUUCGUAGUUUUAAAUUUUUUUUUUCUGCUGAGAACUCAUUAUGUGACGGCUAUAUUACGGAAAAGUACUGGGAAUCUGGUCUUGAUAAUGAGUUGAUACCAAUAGUGUUAGGAGGAUCCAACUAUUCUGAUCCAAAAUUAGCUAUUCCAGGCUCUUUUAUUGAUGCAAUGUCAUUCGAUUCUCCUAAAGCUUUGGCCAAUUAUAUUUUAGAUGUUAGUUCAAAUUCUACGAAAUAUAAUUCUUUCUUCGAAUGGAAAAAAAACUGGCAGUUAGAUAGUUCUAGUAGAUUUUGCAUGCUUUGUGAUAAAUUAAGAAAAGGUUUUAAUCUUCGAGCGAAUCCUUUAAUUAAAACUAUGGAUAUAGAAAAAUGUAUCAAACCUCAAGAAAAGUUUAACAUUUGGAUAAAUAAAAGUUAAAAAGAUCAAUAUAUAGAAUAAAAAAAUUUAAAGCAUUUUUUUAAUUUAUUUUAUAAUGGAUUAUGUAUUUUCACAAAU
Messenger RNA from Hydra vulgaris (swiftwater hydra), 1739 nucleotides. Its product is annotated as 4-galactosyl-N-acetylglucosaminide 3-alpha-L-fucosyltransferase 9. Gene Ontology annotation, cellular component: membrane. Lineage: Eukaryota; Metazoa; Cnidaria; Hydrozoa; Anthoathecata; Hydridae. The record is from RefSeq and is a predicted model, not a curated record. Gene Ontology annotation, molecular function: alpha-(1->3)-fucosyltransferase activity.